AUGGACUCAACCAACUCGCAGCCACCAGCCCAGGCCACCAAUACCACGGUGGUCACCACGACAAAGACAAAGACAACCACAACAACAGUCACUACAGUCACGACCACGACGCCUCAGGGCACAACCGUCUUCACACCCUUCCGCUUCCUCGAUUUGCCUGUCGAACUCAAAGUCAUGGUGUACGAAGAGCUGGUGGUUGUUGGCAAGGUCUUCUACACGCCCGACGACUACGCUGUCCAAAACGAGAAGCGUUUCAAGGACUGGAAGUCUUACCGCACUCCGGAAUUGGCCAUACUACGGAUUUGCAAGCAAGUUCACGAUGGAGCUGAGGAAAUAUACCUCAGAAAGAACUUAUUCGUACAUCCGGACUACCUAGCCGUCAGCAGACGUUCCGAUGAAGGCUCGUGCCCGUACGCUUACAACCACUCGGUUUGGGAAGAAGAGGGCGAUUUUGACAGCUCUACUUUCAACGCCCGUCUUAAUCGCGUGCAUGAUGAGGCGAAAUCCAGUAUGACCGAAGACCUGGAUUGUUAUACCGAUGAUCUGUCCGACUACUUCAGAAACGGCGAGAGGCUUCCAUUGAUCCGCCUCAACUAUCUGGAGUUUGAUGUGACGAAUGCAUACUGCCCGAUAGGAUGUUGUCGCAUGGUCAAUCAGUUCUGGGGGUCAUUGAUGAUACUUGGCCCGGACAAAACAUCAUUUUUGGGAGUGAGGGACGCAGAGGAAGAAGGCACUAUUAUGAACUCUGUGCUGGAAGCGUUUUACAAUCUGCCCGAAGAGUUACCCGAAAAAUUCAGGAGGAAGUUUGAAUUGGACGAUGAAGUGGAUGAGGAGGAGAUGAAGAAGGUGUUGGGCGUCGUCUUCAACCCAAGGAAGGCGCACUGGGAGCAAUGGAAGGUGGAUACUAAGUAAGUAGCGGCAGCAUGGAGGACAUGAUUACGCUGAGAGUAUCAACAAAAUUUUACAUUCGCGUUUCUGGCAUGAUGUUAGCAUGGGAACUAGAUCGCGCGUUCGAUGGGGCCCAGAAAAGAGUCAUAUCUAUCACAGCACGACGCA
Messenger RNA from Alternaria rosae, 1056 nucleotides. RefSeq lists its product as uncharacterized. The record is from RefSeq and is a predicted model, not a curated record. Lineage: Eukaryota; Fungi; Ascomycota; Dothideomycetes; Pleosporales; Pleosporaceae. The transcript has 2 exons. The coding region runs from base 1 to 912 and encodes 303 amino acids.